This is a messenger RNA of Selaginella moellendorffii, 989 nucleotides long. Its product is annotated as psbP domain-containing protein 1, chloroplastic. The record is from RefSeq and is a predicted model, not a curated record. Gene Ontology annotation, biological process: photosynthesis. Lineage: Eukaryota; Viridiplantae; Streptophyta; Lycopodiopsida; Selaginellales; Selaginellaceae. The transcript is spliced from 2 exons. Bases 22 to 795 code for a protein of 257 amino acids. Gene Ontology annotation, molecular function: calcium ion binding. Gene Ontology annotation, cellular component: photosystem II oxygen evolving complex; photosystem II; extrinsic component of membrane.
UUUUCUUCUUCUUUCGUGGAUAUGCCUCUGGCUAUGGCGACCGCCUCUUCACUCUUGUUAUUGCCACACAGGGCACACGCGACGCAUUUCACUCCCAGGUGCUCCUCCUCUUCUUCUUCUUCUUGUCGAGAUUCUUGCGGUCCAGCGCCAUUUUCCCGCCGAUCGAUCCUUCUCCCUCCCACAUUCUUCGCGAUCUCCAUCCUCCAUCGAAAUCUCGGGUUGCAAGAGCAAGAUCUCGCGCUAGCAGCGGAGAAAGGAGGAGAGGUGCUAGGGUUUAAGGUGUUCGAGGAUCCAUUCGAUGGCUACUCCUUCUCCUAUCCGGGAUCGUGGUUCCAGGUCCGUGGCGCCGGCGCCGAUUGCUUCUUCCGGAGCCCCGUGAAUCUGGAUGAAUCGGUGACGGUGGACGUGAGCUCGCCGUCGAGCUCGCGAUACCAAUCGAUCGAGGAGCUGGGAUUGCCACAGGAUGCCGCGCAGGGAUUGCUCAAGCAGCUGUCGACGGAGUUCAUGUCUACGAGGCUGGGAGUUCGCAGGGAGAUCAACGUUCUCUCGUCGCGAUCCAGAGUGGAUGGCGAUGGCCGCCUCCUCUACGAAGUGGAGCUCCAUGGAUUCGAUCGCUCCAUCGCAGGUGAACGCCAAAUCUUUCGCCACGAACAACCAGAUGGCGAUCCUUCCCCAAGACCGCGUCAUGAAGAUCGAGUGGGAUCGCCGCUACAUCUCGGUGCUGGGCGUGGAGAACAAACGACUCUACCAGUUAAGACUCCAAGCGCCCGAAAGAACGUUCGCAUUGGAGGGUGACGAUCUUAGAAGGAUAAUGGAUUCCUUUAAAAUCUCCAAGAUUUAAGUCAUGAUUAAAAAGUUUUGAAAGAAUUCUCACGUUGGGGAUGUAGCUCAGAUGGUAGAGCGCUCGCUUAGCAUGCGAGAGGCACCGGGAUCGAUACCCGGCAUCUCCAAACGCUUUUAAUUUUUUGCUUAACAAAGAUUUUUUUUAA